Messenger RNA from Pestalotiopsis fici W106-1, 1221 nucleotides. RefSeq lists its product as uncharacterized. The record is from RefSeq and is a predicted model, not a curated record. Bases 1 to 1221 code for a protein of 406 amino acids. Lineage: Eukaryota; Fungi; Ascomycota; Sordariomycetes; Amphisphaeriales; Sporocadaceae. The transcript is spliced from 4 exons.
AUGGACUCCGGUGGCUCUGUAUCGCCCAAUGGUUCACCUCCCUCGGAUGGACUGUCUGGAGGUCCGGCACGUCCAGAGUUCUCGUACAACGCUACAGAGGCACAGUUUGUGAUCAUAUUCGGCGCUUUCAUGUCGGCAAUUGCGACAAUCUCAGUCUUAGCCCGCCUCUACAGUCGAUAUUUCUUUGCAAACCAUGUGGGGCUCGAUGAUUUCAUGGCCAUUGGAUCUUUGUGUGCCACGAUCGUUGUGAACGUACUUCAAAGUGUCUAUGCGGCUGUCUAUCUUCCUCAAGAGAAUGGCUUCGCACCUCCGAGCGGCGAAAGCGCCAAGCUCUUCUACGUUAUCAAAAUCAUAUACACCAUGGGGGUGGCCUUUUAUAAACUAACCUUCUUGAUUCAAUUCUGGCGCAUCUUCCGAUACAUCUACUAUAUGCGCAUUUUAUAUAUUGUCGCUAUAGUUUUGAUCUCGGGCUGGAGCAUAUCGCAAAUCUUGGUCACAAUCAUGACAUGCUUGCCUAUAUGGUCCAACUGGGAACCGAUCGAUCCUACGAGCGCUCAAAAUAUUGUUUGUCUACCAGUAUGGGUGUCGACGUACCUCAAUGCCGGAGGUACUGUGUUGACAGAUCUUAUCGUGCUCCUGCUGCCUGUGCCAACCCUGUUGAGCCUGAAGCUGCGUCGAUCUCAAAAAUGGGCUGCCGUUGGUAUCUUCGGAAUUGGUGGAAUUGUUCCAAUCAUUUCAGCUGGUCGAAUAUGGUCCUUAGGCAUUGCCCCUCCGAAUGGCUUUGUUGCACAAGCCUGCUUCAAUACUGCCGAACUGUCUGCAGGCGUGAUCACUGCCGGGCUUGCGACCAUACGCCUCCUUAUUAGCCGCCACCUUUCUUCAACAACGCUCAGCACUUUACGUUCUCGAGGCGAGGCGUCACGCAUGGAUGGACAUUGGGCGCCCAGCCUGCGACGCAAGAUAUCUUUGACCUUCAAUUCAAAGAUUGAUGACACCCAGCUGAGUUCACGCGACGGGGAUCCCGAACACUAUGAUAUGAGCAAUAUGCUGGGCGGGGCUUCCAGCCGACGGGAUCAGAUGAACAUGGGUAACAGGGCAACAGUAACAGCUGAAAGGUAUGAUCGGCCCAUGAGCGAUGGUGGCGCUGAAUUUCUAAAGGAAUUCGGCAUCAUCGUCGAGCUCAAUUGGGAGGUUACGGAAACGAUUAUAGAAAUGAGAUAG